AUGACAGAAGCCGAGACUUCUGAGCAGCAUCUGCUCACCGACCCCACCACCACAUCGGCCGAUGAUUUCGGCCUGAAGCCCGACCCGGACACAAUAAAAAUGUUCGUGGGCCAAAUCCCGCGGCAUUGGGGCGAGAAGGAGUGUAUGGAGUUGUUCGGCGAAUUCGGCAAAGUCUACGAAUUGAAUGUGUUGCGCGACAAGUCGUCGCAACUUAGUCGCGGCUGUUGUUUCGUGACGUUUUAUAAGCGACAGGACGCGAUUAACGCGCAGAAUGCGCUUCAUAACAUACGGGUUUUGCCACAAAUGAAUCAUCCGGUCCAAAUGAAGCCGGCUGAUGUUGAGAAUCGGAAUGGUAAGAACAAAAUUGGAAUUUUUAGGGUUGUAGGGGUGGAUUUUUCGGCACAGAGGAAAGAGGGGGGGGAGAGAAAGGGAGUGCAUUUUUAAAACAUUGUUCAAAAAAAUGUGAGCCCAGUCGCAAAAAUUGUUGUUCUGGACUUCCAAACCUGACUAGCCAAUUUCAAGCCUAAGCAUAUCAAUAAUAAGCCUAAGACUACUGAUUCCGAGCUUACUAAGCCUAAGUCUACUAAGCCUAAGCCUACUAAGAAUAAGCCUAAGCCUACUAAUCCUAACCCUACCAAGCCUAAGUACAUAUAAGCCUAAGCAUUUUCAGAAAGAAAACUCUUCAUUGGCAUGUUAUCCAAGACAAUGGGCGAAGAAGAAGUCAAAGAGAUGUUCAAAGAGUUCGGUCAAAUCGAAGAAUGCACCGUGCUACGCGAGGACGGCAAGAGUCGAGGUAAGCAUCGUACUGUACUUGUCUAUACAUGUUCGACAAAUGUUGUAGCAUUCCUAUUUUCUGCUUAUUUCCGUUCGAUUUACUCGUAUUUUGGUCCAAUUUUUGUCAUAUUCGGCUUUGAUGGGCAUGGUGAAUAUGUUGGCGUUUUGAUAUUAUAAUUGGUAAAAAAUAGGUGUACAAUGAGUUUAAUUUAGGUAAAAAAGAUUCGGAAAUCUAACAAAAUAGCUUUCUAGACUAUAAAAUCAAGGUUUCGUACUGAAACAUAUUAAUUUCUGAUGUUAACCAUCUCUCAGCACGCAUGGUUAAUAUCGAGGCGACUUGAUAUGUUAUUGGAUGCAAAAUACCGUAAAAUCACAGUAUGUUGAAUAAAAAAUAAGGGGUUAUAUUAUAGAAUGAAAGUUAAAAACAAAAAAGCUUAUUUUCAAGCCGAAACUUAUCAUUUUCCAACAUUAACCUAUAUUAACCAUAAUGGAUAAUAUAAAGACCCCUUUUAGCAUGAAAACAAUUAUGAAACAAAUUGAAAUUAAAGUCAAUUAUGUAAAAAAGACUACUGAAUCCAUAAAAAUUUGUUUUAGUCCAAGUAAAAUUCGUUUUCAUACCAAAAUCAAUCAUUUUCCGCCACCAACCUAUAUUAACCAUGAUGGUUAAUAUCCGAAACUCAUUUCAAUUCACAAAAAUAAGUUCUUUACCCAAACCACAUUCCAAAUAUGCCAAAAUUUACCAUGCUCACAUAAAAAUUACUGUAAAAACGUCUGUCUCGUACUAAUGUUUUAACAAUUUGAUCAGUUCGGCCAAAGUGGUUGUACAUUAUGUCAUGUUGAACAUGGGUAUAUAUGUCCCAUUAAGCAUGGGUAUAUUAACAAAUGAAUCUUUUGUUCGGAGCCGGUUCUAUGUUUGACGUGAUGGGUUCUUCUACGUUUUUCAUGUUUCGGUAGUUUCGGGGUUCUUGAGAGCUGCGCCCGAGUUGCGCAGGCUGCAGGAUGAAAAUUUUGGAAAUUGGCGGGAAAAUGAAAUUUAAAUUUUUGUAAAAUACGAUACCUUAAAAUGUGACUUUUAAACUGAUUUUUACAAUUUUUUUUUAAAGUCAUAUUAGGUUGUUCAAAUAAAUUUGUGCCCCUGUCGAAAAUUAGCUUUGAAAGGGGGCGCAGAAUUAUUUGAACAACCUCGUAUUACCAGAAAAGUCACGUUAAGCCUAAAAAUGCCAUUUUAAAUCAAAAAAUGCCGUUUUUAAGCCUAAACAAGCCAUGUUCAGGCCAAAAAUUACCAUUUCAAACCCAACAUCAACCAUCUACUGCCAUAACAAGAACCAACAUGUUCAAAUGUCUAUGUCACUGCCAUUGUUACCUUCUUUUUUUUCUUUCACCAACCGUUUACUCGUUAUUUUAGGAUGUGCUUUUGUGACGUUUGUGAGUCGUUCUUUUGCCCAUCAGGCGAUCAAAGCUAUGCACCAGUCGAUGACAUGCGAGGUUCGUCACUUGUUUGUUCAAAGUUUUUUUUUUAUUUUGAUUUUACAAACAACCCUUGAGUUUUCGUUCUCCAUUAACUUUGGGCUUUGCUUUCGAUACUAAACCCCAGUAUUAACACCUGUUCAGGAGAUUAGUGAAGUUUGAGGGGAUUGAAAAGGAAAACAACCUUAUUUUUGGUUGAUUUCGAGGAAAAAACAACAAGAUUUAUAUUAUUAUUAUUAUAUUGGCCUACUUGGAAAACAAAAUUUUUUAGCUUUAAUGGCCAAAACUUGCCAAGAAAUCGGUUGAUUUUGAUAAUAAAUAGAAAAAGAACGAAGAACUUCAUCAAAAAUUUUAUGGUGGAUAUACCUAACUUUAACAAGUUUUUUUCCUAUUCAACCGUUUCAAGUUAGUGCCAACUUAAUUUUAAUACAUUUAAAAUAUCGCUAAGAAUAUUAGAAGCCUUAAAAAUUUUAAAACAACUUGAGUUUGAACCAUAAACAUCAAAAGAUUCAGAAAUCACCAAAAAUGUGAUGGUGAAUAUCUUUAACUCAAGUUUUUUCAACUUCUACCAUAAAAAAUGAAUGCCAAUUUAGAUUGUAUACUUUAACAAUACUCCUAACAACAAUUGACACGUUUUAAAUUACUUUAUUGUCCAGUUUUGAAUGAGUUACAUCAAAAACAAGCUAAAGUAACAUCAAAAAUUUAAGAACCAAAUGCAUUUAUCUUGGCAUUUCGGAAUUUUAAACUCCUAAAACAUAGUAAAAACUAUCAAAACACAUUCCAAGUACUAUAGAGAAGGUUUAGGCUUUCGUAAGCUUUACAAAAUAUGUGUUUUCAAAUUAGUUAUUUGUUGUUUUCUUCUAAAAUUAUCAAAAUUUUAAAAAUUUGAUGUCAAAUUUUUAGGGAUGCAACAAACCAAUUGUGGUAAAGUUUGCCGAUACCCAAAGAGACAAAGAGAACAAGGUGAAACAACCCAGUUCAGCUUCACCGCCUGCGGUGGCUGAUCAGACCGCCUUGUUGGCUCAGGUAAGCGAUAUUACUAUGGCUGAGGGUAGGGCAGCUUUUUAAAAUUUAACAAGACGUUUUGGGUGUGGUAGAUUUAGAAAACGAAGCUAAGGGAAAGGGGAGGGGGUAAGGUUAAAGUGAAUUGUUGUUAAAGCGCCAGAACUUCAUAAAACAAAUUUUUUUAGCUUCUGAAGACCUCUCAAACUGGACAAACCAACAAUAUCACGUCACAGUUGAUGGGAAUCAACACCUUGUUACAACAACCAGGAAUUUUGAAUCUCAUUGGAACAGGUAAGAACAUCAAAAGCUUCAAAUCAACCCUUCAAUUUUAAGAAAUCAAAUUAAAAAUUGAAAAAUAUUACCUAAAACAACAUUAUCUCAAACUUUAUGCUUUUUCACAAAACCGACAAGCCAAGUACUUCGAUUUCUAUGUAAAAUACGCUUCCCUAUUUCAAAAAGAAACUCAUUUUCAAAAUUUUAAGUAAUCUCAAGUUUGGCCACGGUCCAAACUCCGGGUACCAAUUCAGAAGGCCAGUCUGGCUCCCAAUCUCAAGCUCAGAGUAGUAAAAGUUCAGAAGGUAGAUUAGAGUGACGUUAUGUAACAUACAAACUGUCUCUGCAAUAUAACACUCACAUUGAACUUCAAUUGACGUGAAAUUACCUAUUCUUCACAUAGUCUAACAUAUUAAUCAAUAUCUGACCAAAUUUGAAGUGAUUAACCUCGAAAACAUUUUGAAAAGUUGUUAAAAAUAAUUAAAAAAAGUGUGGAGAACUAUUAACAGCCUGAAUCAAACCUAAAUGUAAUAUAAAUCACCUAACAUACGACGAUUUCAGUGCCAACAGCUCAACUACAACUGAAUGCCAUGAUACAGCAACAAAAAGUGCUAGAAUUGCUACGACAAAAUCAACAAAAAGACGCCAAUUUAAGCCUACAACAAGUUCUCAUGUCCCAGAUGCCACAGACUCAUCAACAGUACGCUCAACUUCCCUCUAUCAGCCCACAGCCUACACUGGGCUUCAACACGGGUAAGUUAAUAUAAACAUGAAGUUUCUGGAAAACCAGAUUGCUUUUGAACUAAAUUUAUGUAUCUAGUAGUUGAACACUGAAAAUAUCUAUCUAAAAUCAAACAAAGAAUGGCAGAAACAAUUGUGAAAAGGCUGGAAGACAUAAAUUUCGAUAUUACGCUAGGUAAAAGUGGUGUUACCUUCGAAUUUCGUUAAAUUAUGAGGAAUUACCUGCCUAUAUCAAUUUCUUAUUCUUAUCCAAAAUUAGCCAAUCCAAUAAUGUACCUAAAAACAGAAAAGGAAUAAUCAACCUUAUCAAUUGGGCGCAAGACAUCCAUUUCCAUAUUACACUUCCGGAAACUGGCCUAACUUCCAGUUUUAUGAACCUAGAAGCAGUUUUUAAUAUCCUAAAGCAAUUUUUUAUAAAACACGCGACAAAAUAUUUAAAAUAACACUGUUUAGAGUUAACAAUUUGCCAAAAAUCGUUAGAAACUUUCAGUUUUAUCAAAAAAUCUUUGAAAAAUCGAAAAAAAUCGAAAAAAUAAAAAUUUGAAAGGUUUUUUGCCGCCAAAAUGUGUAAAUUGAUAAGGAAUAGAAACUACUUGAUGUAGUUUGUAAAAAGGCUAGUAAAAAUAUCGUUUACAUAUAUUAUGACCUAUUUAAUUCGUUAAAAUUGACAUUCUCCACCCAUAACCUACAAUAAUAUAAUUUUAGCCCAAGACUCCACCUCACCACAGCCUCAACUUCAAGCCUCGGGCUACGAUGAAACUGCCAUUUUGCUACAACAACAAAAACUCAACCCUUAUCAACAACUGAGUUAUGCCACAACCACAGCCGGUGUUAUGAAUCCAUUGGCCGCGACGGCCGCGGUUUCUUCGCCUUUGACGACCAUAAACGCGUCAAUUCAGCCCCAAUUGAACCUGAUUGCUCAACAACAACAAGCUCAAAAAGCGCUGAUGGCGGCGGCUGGUGCUGUGAACAAUGGGCAGAGUAAAGGGCCUGAAGGGGCAAAUUUGUUCAUCUACCAUCUACCUCAAGAUUUCAUGGAUUCUGAUUUGUAUCAGCUGUUUCAUCACUUUGGCACGAUCAUUUCGUCAAAGGUUUUUAUUGAUAAGCAGACGAAUCUUAGCAAGUGCUUUGGUAAGUGUUAUUUUGUUAAAGAUUUGUGAAAUUGAGGAGAUAUAGGCUAUUUAUGUUUUGUUAGACAUCAAAUUCAAAGAACUUGAUGUAAAAUGGUCAAAAAUUUGUAAAAUACGGUGCGAUAGGGUACCAUUCUAAUAAAUAUAGAAAUGCCAGACCUUAUAUUACCUAAAAAUAACUAUUUUUAGGCUUCAUAAGUUAUGACAAUGUGGUAUCGGCCCAAAAUGCCAUAGCGGCUAUGAAUGGGUUCCAGAUCAAUCAGAAGCGACUAAAAGUUCAAUUGAAGCGUACCAAAGGCUCACAACCGUAUCCAACAUCGAACAACGGUCAAAUCAGCGCAUGA
Molecule: messenger RNA, 5734 nt
Organism: Bursaphelenchus okinawaensis
Lineage: Eukaryota; Metazoa; Nematoda; Chromadorea; Rhabditida; Aphelenchoididae
Source: the annotation of a GenBank genome assembly